AUGACAGCAUUACAGCCGUUUAGCAACGAACAAUUAAAUUUCUUUAAGUUCUCGUCCUUAGUAUUAAAUGAAUUCCCCAAAGCCUUACGGCAGACUUUUAAAACCAUGUGGGACAACACCUAUGGACAUCGCCCUGGUUUCCAGUUCUGGGAUGAUUCCACUGCAGUCAGAAAUAUGUUCGACUCUGAAGAAGCAAAAAGUGGCAAGAAGACUAAAGUUCCUGUUCUUCAGUCUUACAGCGAAUGGGAUUGUACUAACCUGUUCCAGGCUACUAUAUUUGCGCGGUCCUUUGCCCCAUUAGCCAGUACAGGCUCCUUCACCACACUAAGUGAUUUGUACGUGAAGCCCUGUGCAGUACCUCACGGUAGUUUCCACGCAUGUGUGGUCAGCCCGGGUGGAAACAUGGCUGAGACCUUUGCACUUGCGAUUGAUCAGCUUCGUCUUCUCAGAAACUCGCUUUGUCACUCCACCAGUAGUGAGAUGGACAAAGCGACGUUUGACCAGCGCGUGAAUUACGCCAGAGAUGCGUUUCAAGCCCUUGGUGUCUCGACAGCACCCAUUGACGCACUUGUCAGUUUGGCCGAGUCAGACUUUUCCACAAAUGAAAAUCGAAGAUUGGAAGCAAGAAUCCGAGGCGAGACUCGGGUGUACAUCAAAUGUCUCGAGGACUUCAGAGAAGGUCUGGAGAGUUUAAAGCAGCGAGUCGAAGCGGAUAAUGCCAGCAAAGACGACAUUACUAGGCUUGAGAAAAAGAUUGAUGAAUUGAAAGUAGGAAGAGACGAACAAGAUAACUUACCCGAAAAUUCAGGUAAGAUUUUGAGGAAUUGUUCCAGCCGAAGGCUCAGUUUACGGUUUGGACAAAUAGUAAGCAAAUUGCAAUUGCAGGACUGGUUAUUUGAGCCAGUUCCAUGCAUUUACAAAUAAACAAUAUCAAAGCCUAUUAAGUUUUCCUUUUUCAUGAGAGCCUUCAGAUUACAAGGUAAUUAAAAAAAGGAAAAGGCUUAGCCGCGGAGAGUAAACCUUUUUCCAGUUAGGUUUUAUUUGCACCCACUAGUCUCCUGCAGCUCAGUGGUAGAGCACCUGUUGACUCCUGUUGGGAAGUUCUCAGAUUUUUUCUGUUGAGCCGUCUACCAGACACUGCCUGAAGAACAUCUUUGUCAAGGUUUUGUUAUGUAUGUAAGCUUCCUUUAUAUAAACAGAUGAAGGAAUGGCUUUGGGUCGACCUCAUAACCAAGCUCUUUUCCUAAAUCAACCAGGUUAUAAAUAUAAAAUUUACGGAUUUGAAUUCACUACAAGAAUAUCAUUUGUACAUUGAACGACGGGUCAAAAUUGACUUAUUCAUCUAUUUAUUUUUGAAGAUUUCUUUUACACUUUUGGUCUUUUCUUAUCAUAAAAGGUACGAGCCCAUCGCUCUCAAGAGCCUACCUUCCUUCAAUGGUUCCCAAUUUCACUGGGCGACAGAGCGAAGUUGAAGAGAUCAUCGGACAUGUCACUUCCGAAUCCACCCGACUUGUGUCUAUCUGGGGUUCACCUGGAUUCGGAAAAACGUCGGUUGCAAUUUCAGUGGGACACGCUCUUCAGACUCAAGGGCUGCUUGUGUACUGGGUUUCAUUGAGAGGACUUCAGUCAAAGGCGGGUCUGACUUCAAAGAUUCUUAGUCUUCUAACGCAGCCAACCAUUCAAGAUAAAAAACCGUCCGAUCAGCAUCUAUCCCUAGAUGAUGAGAUUUGUCAACUACUCAGUGAAAUAUCAAAACAAUCUGUAUUUAUCCUAGAUAAUGCUGAUGAUUUGUUAGAAAGUGGUCGACCAAAAGUGAAGGAAGAGGUCAUGCAACUUCUUGAAGAAAUUCUGAGGCAAAAUCCAAGGGUGACAUUCAUUGUAACCACAAGAGAGUCCCUUGAGUUUAUGGACGUCCACUUUCAAGGCCAUCGAGGUUUAAGAAUAGGAACAUUGGGUGAAGCCUCUGCUCAAACGCUAAUUCAUGAGUUAUUUCCACAUGCGAACAUUGCAGACUGCAGCAAAAUCGCACAACUCUGCGGACAAGUUCCUUUAGCCAUGAAAUUAAUGUGUUCUUUGAUAUCUGAAGACAGUGCUUCACCGCGCCAUUUUCUGGAUAAUUUCAUGAAAUCUUCCUCAGAAAGUAUUGUUAAAAUGUUGGACAAUCUCGAUUAUCCNUUGUAACCACAAGAGAGUCCCUUGAGUUUAUGGACGUCCACUUUCAAGGCCAUCGAGGUUUAAGAAUAGGAACAUUGGGUGAAGCCUCUGCUCAAACGCUAAUUCAUGAGUUAUUUCCACAUGCGAACAUUGCAGACUGCAGCAAAAUCGCACAACUCUGCGGACAAGUUCCUUUAGCCAUGAAAUUAAUGUGUUCUUUGAUAUCUGAAGACAGUGCUUCACCGCGCCAUUUUCUGGAUAAUUUCAUGAAAUCUUCCUCAGAAAGUAUUGUUAAAAUGUUGGACAAUCUCGAUUAUCCGACCAGUCAUCGAUUAAAGUUCGUCUUUGAUUCCUCGUUCCAGAGACUUCCUGAGCAAGAACAAGAAGCACUAAUUUCUUUAAGCAUUUUCCCAGAAAAUUUCAGUACAGAGGUCGCUGCAGCCGUGUUAGGUACGAAAACCGCUUACGAAGCCAAAAGAAUGUUACAAAGUCUUCGGAGGAAGUCUCUGAUUGAUUCAAGCUCUAAACCCGGGGCUUUCACGAUGCACAAACUCUUGCAAUCAUUUUCAAGAGAGAAAGGACACACCGAUUUGAAAGAGACGAUUCUCAACGCAAAAGUUCGUUUGAAUGCAUUCUAUGUCUCACACUUUCAUAAGCUAAAUGAACAAUUUCUCACUGGGCAUUCCUUGGCUGCAUAUGUUGCAUUCUAUGAGGAUAAAGAGAGCAUUAUUCAAAGCCUAACAGAGGGAUGCUUUGAUUCCAAAACAGCUGACAGCGUCUUUCAAAUUUUGGUCAAAGGGGAGUUGUUUCUUGACUCGCUUUUUUGGAGUGACGCGAAAAUUUUUCUUCACAUAUACGACACUGCCAUAAACGCAGCCAAUCUGCAUGGGAACGAAAAAUACCACAGACAGCUACUUUCAUCAAAAGCUUUUUGUGAGGUAACCUGGGGACCAACAGGACAGACAAAUUAUCUUCUCUCUGAAGUAAAAGAAAAGCAAGCAGCAGCAUCCACUGUUUCUGACCUAGAAAAAGACAAAUGCUUGUGCUAUUUAGGAAUUUUUUACCUUACAGCAAAGGAAUCGAAGAGCGGAGUCCAGUGCUUAAAGGAGGCACUUUCGUCACUGGAAAAUUGCAAGGACCCAGAGUCGCUAAUUCUAAAGCUUCUUAUUUCUCAGAUCCUGGCUUGUUAUUAUAAGUCCAUAAAUGACUUCGACAAUGCGAGUCUUUUCUAUUGCAAAUCAGUACAUUUGUGUUCUGCAGUGGGAGAUUGGAAGCUUCUUAUUAUUCCGCCAGCGAAAAGCAAAGCAAAGGACGCCAACAAUGAAAUUCAAGUUGGACAGAAAUCAGAAACCUUGCUCAAUGAACCGCUUGAAUUCCAAUUUGCCUAUCUCUUAAGCAAAGCUACAGAGCUUUUCUCCGACGCUAAAACGAAGCAAUAUACAAGCAACUUGGUUCUUCAAAUGCUAGAGUGUGUCGAAAAAGAAGUUAUAAUUUCACUUGGCUUGCUAAAGUUCCAUAGAGCGGUGGUACAACUGUUGUGGAAGUUAAACAGUGAAGACCCUGUGAAUUCUCUUUGGUCAAGAAUCAAAUAUCUUGAAAAAACACUCGAACAAUGCCAAGAAAGUCUCCUUGCCAAUGAUGAAUAUGGCGGUAACCGUUACAGUCAAAUACAAAGUGAAACGCUUGUGAAGUGCUACAUAGACCUGAGCAAAGUUUACCAGGAAAGAAAAAAUUACUCAAAGGCACUACAGUCAAACCGGCGAGCGCUUGACAUAGCAACAAGGUUCUUUGGAGAAGAACACGAAAGCACUGCUGACAGCUACAGGCAACUCGGUAUAAUACAAAACAACAUGCAUGACUACAGCGCAGCUCUACAAUCCAAGCAGCGUGCGUUAGCUAUCCAUCUUAAACUAUUUGGAGAGGACCAUGAAAGCACUGCUGACAGCUACAGGCAACUUGGUGUAACACAAAACAACAUGCAUGACUACAGCGUAGCUCUAAAAUCCAAGCAGCAUGCAUUAGUUAUUCAUCUUAAACUAUUUGGAGAGGACCAUGAAAGCACCGCUGACAGCUACAGGGAAAUCGGUGUAACACAAAACAACAUGAAUGACUACAGCGCAGCUCUACAAUCCAAGCAGCGUGCAUUAGCUAUCCAUCUUAAACUAUUUGGAGAGGACCAUGAAAGCACUGCUGACAGCUACAGGCAACUAGGUGUAACACAAAACAACAUGCAUGACUACAGCGCAGCUCUACAAUCGAAGCAGCGUGCAUUAACUAUUCAUCUUAAACUAUUUGGAGAGGACCAUGAAAGCACUGCUGAUAGCUACAGGGAACUCGGUGCAACACAAUACAACAUGCAUGACUACAGCGCAGCUCUACAAUCUCACCAGCAUGCUUUAGCUAUCCGUAUUAAACUAUUUGGAGAAGAACAUGCAAAAACUGUUGACAGCUACAGGUGCCUAAAGUUCACUCAAAAAGCGCAACGUGAAAAAAAUAAGAAGAACAAAGGGGAAAGACCGACCUGUAGACCUUUUUGA
Messenger RNA from Porites evermanni, 4691 nucleotides. The record is from the annotation of a GenBank genome assembly. NCBI's taxonomy places the organism in Eukaryota, Metazoa, Cnidaria, Anthozoa, Scleractinia, Poritidae.